Messenger RNA from Ruditapes philippinarum (Manila clam), 1600 nucleotides. Its product is annotated as protein psiQ-like. Bases 34 to 1575 code for a protein of 513 amino acids. NCBI's taxonomy places the organism in Eukaryota, Metazoa, Mollusca, Bivalvia, Venerida, Veneridae. The record is from RefSeq and is a predicted model, not a curated record. The transcript is spliced from 12 exons.
AGUACUUGAAGUCUAGCUGAUGGCAUUAUCUAUAUGGACAAUGUAUAUAUGUGCCUUCUAAUAAUGGAGUUGUCAGCCAAGUCUGUGGUUCUGUCCGUGCUGGUGCUGUUCUGUUCUGUAAAGGAAAACCAAGGUUUGAGAUGUCAUCAGUGUUCUGGAGUAACGGAUCCUCAUUACUGUUCUAUGGUUGUACAUUGUGCCGCGGAUGAGGAAUGUCACACAGAGAAAGUUAUAGGUGAUGAGUCAAUGGUGUUUUAUAACUCAGGAUGUCAGAAAGUUCAGUUAUGUCAGUUAGCAGCUAAGGGUAAGAGAAGUGACUUACAUUUGUGCGAGGGAUGUUGUGGUACUGACUUGUGUAAUGCAGAACUCUGCCCAGCUGGCAAUAGUACAACACCAGGUACACAAUGUUACCAGUGUGAUCAGGUUGAUAGUUUGCAGGAUUGUCAUAACAGAGUUACAUGUGCUGAUGGCGAGCAAUGUAUUGCACAAGAGUAUGCAAGUGAUAAAAUGGAGGUAAAAUACAGUCUUGGAUGUGAAACAAAGCAGAGAUGUGAUAUUCUGAGCAAUCUUGGGAAACGAUCCACACAGAUCUGCAACGAGUGCUGUGACACACCCGGGUGCAACAGACAUUUAUGUGAAAGUGGAAAUUCAAGCAACAGUUCUUGUAAAGAUGAAGCGGACAUUGAUUGUAAACUAGCAGACGACACUCACAACAUCUGCGCAGAAAGAACACUGGCUGCUGUCAAAUACUGUCAAAAAUAUUGUGGUUUUUGUUCUGCGGACGGAUCCACACUGCCACCACCCACAGGAACAACAAUAGAUACAUGUGUAGACAGUGGGGACUUAGACUGUAAACAAAUGAACGAUACAUUACAUUUAUGUUCCAAGAAAGACUCCCCACCCACUUUAUUAUACUGUCCGAAAUUCUGUGGCUUAUGUACGCCAUCUAGCGGAGGAUCGGGUUCACCACACGUGACAACAGCGUCAGUAAGUGGCUGUAUGGAUUCUCCAGAUGUUGAUUGUAAAAAGGAAAAUGAAACACAGAAUAUAUGCGCUCUAAGGACGCUCGCUGCAACCAAAUUCUGCCAAAAGUUCUGUGAAUACUGCUCAGCUGAUGGUUCCACUCAUUCCACAUUACCACCACCAACUGGCGCAACAGCAGACCCGUGUAAAGACAGUGGGGAUAUGGACUGCAAGAAAAUGAAUGAUUCACUUAACAUUUGCUCCCAGACUAACUCCCCACCCACACUACUCUACUGUCCUAAAUACUGCGGUCUCUGCAAACCAGCAUGCUCGGAUAACCCAGACGUUGACUGCAAACUGGCAAAUGAAACACAAAAUAUAUGUGCUCUUGGAACUUUUGGCGCCAAAAAGAAUUGUCAGAAAUACUGUGGAUACUGCAGUGCUGAUGGUUCCACCCACACGCCGCCCCCACAUGCUGGCACCACAGCUGACCCGUGCCGUGACUCUGGUGAAAUGGAUUGUAAGCAGAUGGACGACACUUUACAUAUCUGUGCCAAAAAAGAUUCUCCUCCAACACAAUUGUACUGUCCUAAAUAUUGCGGCUUGUGUUGAUAAUAAAAAUUAACCCCUUCAGAAA